Molecule: messenger RNA, 1149 nt
Organism: Plenodomus lingam JN3
Lineage: Eukaryota; Fungi; Ascomycota; Dothideomycetes; Pleosporales; Leptosphaeriaceae
Source: RefSeq, a predicted model, not a curated record
AUGGCAAGGCGGGAUGGUGAGAUGCUGGCCGUCAUGAUCCGCCGUAACCCCACCCCUCGAACCGGCGGCCCGCGCCUGCCAGCCCAGCCUGAUCCAGAGGGUGUGCGACAGCAUAUCCUCAUGAACCCCAGCUCCCAAAACGACCUCCGCACCCGUGACCCCGAGCUCGGCGCUGCCCUCAACGACCCCGUCCGCUGGCGAGAGACUUUUGCGAUGCGACAACGCCAGGCCGAUGAAGCAGAGCGCGAGCGCCAGAACCAGAUUGCCCUCCUCAACGAAGACCCCUUCAACGUCGAGGCCCAGCGCAAGAUUGAGGACCUGAUUCGCCAAGACCGUGUCGUCGAGAAUCUGCAAAAGGCCUAUGACGAGAACCCAGAGGUCUUUGUACGUGUCCACAUGCUCUACGUCAACACCGAAGUCAAUGGCGUCCCAGUCAAGGCCUUUGUCGACUCGGGCGCCCAGGCCACCAUCAUGUCGCCCGACUGCGCCGAACGGUGUGGCAUCAUGCGUUUGAUGGAUGUUCGCUACGCAGGCAUGGCUCGCGGAGUCGGUACAGCACGAAUCCUCGGUCGUGUCCACCACGCCGAAAUCAAGAUUGGCGGCGCCGUCAUGCCCUGCGCCUUUACCGUCAUGGAGGGCAAAGAUGUAGACUUACUCUUCGGCCUCGACAUGCUCAAGCGAUACCGCGCCAAGAUUGACCUUGAGAAGAAUGCGCUCUGCUUCCAAGGCCAAGAAGUCCCCUUUCUCCACGAAUCCGAGAUUCCCCGCAGUUUUGAAGAGGCCGAGAUGAACGAGCCGACGGUUGCGGGUCCCAAUGGCACGGAAAUUGGCGCCAAAACCGGUGCGGUACGACCCAAGGGCGCCACCGCCGCCGCCGAACACUCGAUUGCAGCAGGUUCCUCUGCGACUGCUGCUCCCGGCCCCUCGUCCUCGUCGUCGUCCUCGCAGCCUGCAGCAGCACCAAAAGCCUCAGCCUCAGCCCCAGCCCCAUCUCCCCUGCCGGCGCUCAGUUCGAGAUAUCCACACGAUCACAUUGAGAGCCUCACGAGCAUGUUCAACGUCACCGCUGCCGAAGCCGUCCAAGCCCUGGAUAUGUGCGACGGCAACAUUGACGCCGCAGCCAACGUCCUCACUCAGUUAGCCCAGUAG